AUGAAGGAAGAUCUAACAGACAUCAGGUCUUACCUCCAGUUUGAAAGUCCUGUCAUUCAAGCUCAGGUAAGCUUUUGAAAAUUUUUAUUUUAAAAUCAAGUUGUAGGGAUUCUCGCAACUUUUACAAUUAUUGAAAACCGGGGUUUUUCAAUCGGCCAAAUGUCGAACCGAUACUUUUGAUUUAUUCUUCGAUUGUUUAUACGCAUUCGGGCCGUUGCCAUGUUCGUGGCUGAUCGAAUCUGUUUCAGAGUUUAAAUCUCAAGGUUUUUCUGGUAAUUUUUGAGAAAAAUGUGGAAUUUCAGACGUUUUGAAAUCGGAAGAAGUAUUUGAAGGGUUUCUGUUACGUUUGAGCAAAGUAAAAAAUCCGGAAGAUGUUUUGAACGCAGUUUUGAAGAACUGCGAUUUGAAUAGCAGGUUUUAGGUGAAUUUAAAAAAAAUAAACCAUAUUUUUUCAGCUCUUUAUUAAAGUUAUCGAAGCAAUUGGAUGAGGCUUUGCUGUGCAGGAUUUUGAGAAGCAAUAGAAAUGCCAGGUUUUUGAAAAGGAAACACAUUUUUUAGGAUAAAUAAAUCGAUUUUAGAACCAAAAAACUUGCUUUGCAAGCCAUUUUUUCCGGAUUUCUUUCGGAAAAAUCGGUCCAAGCUUUGAUUUGGGAUGCGUCGGAUGACCAGUUGCCCAUUCUGGCGAAUUAUUUCCAAGAUUUUUCCUUUCGAGUAGAAAUUUUGAAGAAAUAUAACCAUUCCGGGUACUUAAAAGGUGAGAAAAAGGUUGAUUUUGAAGAUUUUUCAAGUUUUUAGGGUUAUCUUGUGAUGAAUUGAUGAAAGCGGACCUCGAAAGUGCGGAUUGUUUCACGAUUUCUGAGCUGAUUAAUAGAAAUCAGGUGCUUUUGAUGAAUCCAACGAUUCCUGCCCAUUAUAUUCAUCUUCCUGAUUUGUUUUCCCAUUUGCAGGCCAGGUAAAUGAUCGGAAUACCAUUGGGAAAGGUAUUUCAAUGCAAUUUGUUCAGUUUAGAGCCACCGGAUUGAAAAUUAUACGUGGGAAUUUGAUAGAGGCGGACCUUUUGAGGGUUAGUUUUUUCAGAAACUCAAAAAAUUAUCGAUUUUUUGGUGAUUUAAAAAAAAGCUUAUGUAAACCUUGUUUUGAAAUCAAGAAAACUGUAUUAAAAUAAAUUUUUAAUAUGAAAAAGUCGAAUUUUGAUAGUUUUUCAUCGUUUUUGAGUAAUCGUAGAAUUUUCUGAUUUUUUUUUAAGUUCUGAAAAAAAUAACUUGUUUAAAUUUUGGUUUUAAAUUAAGGGGAAACUGUGUUAAAGUAUGAUUUUCAAUAAAAAACGAAUUUUUAAGCUUUAGAUCGCGAUUUCUUUAAGUAAACUUUAUCGAUUUUCAGAUUUUUCAAUAUUUAAAACGGAUUUUUGAGUAUUUCUCGUCAUUUUUGAUCAUUUUAGGGCGAUUUUAUAUCAAUUUAUUCAGGAAAAACUAUAUUUUUUUGCAGAAUUUUUCAAACUUAUGAGCGGAUUUUUCCAAGUUUUUCUCAUUAUUUUUUUGAGCCUUUUUUUCGACAUUUUUCAAAAAUUUAUCUAAUUUUUUUAGUUGAUUUCCAAAUAAGCUGAUGUUUAAAAAAAUUGAGAAAAAAAGCACAAAAAAAUGGUUUAAGAACAGAAAUUUUAACAAAAAAAGUCGAAUUUUUGAGAUUUUAUUACGCUUUUUGAGCUUUUUUUCACCGAUUUCUUGAAGAAAAAAACUGAAUUUUUUUUCUAAAAUUUUUUUGAAAUUUGUUCAAUUUAAAAAUUUCCAGAUCAAAUCCCUCAUCGAUUCGUGUCAAAAAAAUUCCAAUAUUCUCCACGAAAUCAACCCGAAAUUGGGGAUUUUUGGGACAAUCAAAAAUCUCCUCGCAUUUAUCGCCACAAAUGACGUCAUUGAAGAUUUUUCUGGAUUCUGUUCGACAUUUACAGGUUUUCUUGGAGUCAAAUAUAUAUUUUUCGAAAUUUUUAGAUGGCUUCAAAAAAACCUAAAAUUCAUCGUCGCGUUAUUGCCAAAAAAACGGAAGGAUCUGUCCAAAAAAAUUGUGCUGCGAAAUAAUUUUGGAACUCUCAAAAAAAUUUCCCGAACAGGUUUUUUUAUUAAAAAUAUUCAAAAACAAAAAAAAAAGUUCAGGCCAACUCUCUGUCUUUAUAUUUCAUCACUUUAUUCGCCAGGCCAUUUUUCGAAAUCCAAAAAUCGACCGUUUUGGACGUCCUCCAUGGACUGGCUCAUCAUAAAGUUUGCAAUUUCCCCCUGAAAAGCUCAAUUUUCGAUUCAAGUUCGCCCUAACGACAAUCGUCCGAUUUCUGUGCGCCAUGUCACAGCAGAAAAUUGCGGAAAGGGAGAAGAUUUUCGGCAUUUUGGCCGAUUUGGUUACAUCGUGAGUUUUUUUUGGAUAUUUAUUGGGAAGACCGUGUUUUUGAAAUGAUUUUAGGAAAAAGUUCGAAUUUUUUUCUGAAAAAAAUCGUAUUUUUUUGAGAAGGUUCUGUUGAAGUUUUAAAUGUUUUUUUUGUAAUAAUCGUGAGUUUUUAAAGAAUUUUUUUAUGGAGCUUUCAAGUAACUUUUUUUCAGAAAAAAAUUCUGAAAAUUAAAACAAAUAUUGAAAUUUCAGUACACUUUUUUUAUAAAGUUCAUGAUGAAGUCUUGUGAUUUUUUUAUUAUUAUUUUUUUAAUUUUUCAGUCUUUUUGAAUUUUUUUGGGCAAAUUUUUUUACUAAAUAUCGAUGCCAAAACUCAGAUUUUCUCCAUUUUCGAGAAAAAUUAAACGAUGUGAUUUCUGAAAAAAUGAGGUUUUUUAGGAGGAUUUUUGAAAUUGAAGGCAAAAUUCGCCAUUUUUCUUUCAGAAGUUAUGUAAUUUUUCCCCAAUUUUGGAUGGUUUUUGAAUUUGCCACGUGAAAAAAAUUUAGAAAAAUUAUUGUAUUUAUUUGAAAAUAUCAAUUUUUCGAAAAAGAUUUAUCAAUUUUUAAACGAGAUUUUUCUAAUUAUUUUUUUCAAAUUUUCCAUUUUUUUCUAUAAUUCCGUGGUUAGAGAAAUCUCUGCGAAAUGCAAAUAUAGCUCUGACUCUCCAAGAUUUAGUUAUCUUUUUCUUUCUCUGACGCCUUUUGAAUUUUGCGGAAUCAAUACUGCAUGAAAUUUUUCUAAAAAAAUAUAAAAAAAUAGGAAAAAAAUCUCGUUUUUACCCCUGAUUGCAGUUUCACUUUGACUUGUUAUAUUUUUAUGUUUUUUAGAUUCCCAAGUAUUCUCGAGUCCCUGAUUCCAAUCGUCAAAGACUUCCCUUCCACUGAUUCGAUCGAUAUUUUCAAGGCCAAAUUGGCUUUGAUCUCUUCCGCUUGUUUGGCCAGGUUUUCUCAAAUUUCCCCUAAAGUUAUCGUUUUUCCUUAUUUCAGUGACAGUUGUGAUGAUUUGUUAUCAUUAUUGACUUCUCUGCUCAAAAAUGAAGGCGACAAGUUGGCGGCCACGAUCCGUGUGCUCAUUGUUCUGUGCAGGGAAGAUGUGGGUUUGAAAAAUAAUUUUUUUUAGACGUUUUAUAUCUUUUAAGUUGAAAUUUGUAACCUUAUAAGGUUUAACUGAAAAAUUAUCUUUUUUUCCAUGACAUUUUGAUCAGUUAUAAGCUGAAAAAAAGCCGAUUUUUUUCCAGCUUUUUUUAUCCAAUUUUUCUUGAAAAAUACGACCAGAAAGUGUUAGGAAUUAAAAAAAGGAUAGUUUUCAAAUCAACUAAAAAAAGUUUUUAAAGUAGAAAAGUUAGCGACCAGAGUGGUCCCUCUAGGGUUUUGAUGUUUAAGUGGCCACUGGAGUGACCCCCAUUGUAGCGCUACUAGGCCACUAAAACUACUAUAGUGACCCCUAAGGAGGGCAAAAUAAUAGUCUGGGAUGGUUCUUAGGGAUUUCAGAGUGGUCCCUAUAGGGGUUCAGGGGGAAAAACAGCCCCUUUAGGGGCCAAAAAGUGGUCCCUAUAGAAGUUUAGGGUCUGACCCUUUAGCCCCUAAAGCUCAAGUGGUCCCUAUAGGGAUCUUUCAUUUUUAUUCAAAAAACGUUUUUUUAUUCAGAUUUUCGCAUGUAUAUGCUUUUUCGCCUAGAGUUCAUAUUAUCGACUAUCUAAAACCCCUAUAGGGACCACUUUUGCAAGCUCUAGUGACCCCUUGAGGUACCACUCUAGAAUUCCUAAGAUUGGAUGAUUUUUUUUCCAAGCCAAAAAAACGACGGCUCUUGGCCCGUUUUGAAUUGAUAAAAACAUGGUUUUCGUGAUUUUCUACCCAAUUUAUUUGGAAAUACGAUCAGAUUUAUUUUUAAAAAAAUAAGAAAAAGAACUUUUUAAAAGUAGAUUUGAAAAAUUAGCGACUUGAGGAUUUCUUUCAAGCCAAAAACGACGACUUUUUGUCAGUUUUAGUUGAUUUUUACUCACUUUUUCGAUCAAAUUUUUCAAAAAUUAUGCAAUUUUCAGUUUUUCUGAACUUCCUAUGUCUCAGGUCCUCGAAUUCGCCACAAUCAAAAGACCUCUGGCGAAAAAGGUGCUCAAAAAAGAGAAUGAGCCGGCUUUGGAAGCUUAUUCUGAGCUUUUGGCCUUGGGCGCCGUUCCGAAUAAGGAGGAAACUGAAGAAAAUGUGAGUUUUAAUGUUCAAAUUGAGCUUAUUUUCAAUAAAAAAGGUUUUUCUGUCUCAGAAAAUUUGAAAAUUUUGAGCUUUUUGGUUUUUUUUUAUUCAAAGUUUUCACAUUUUUUCGUUUUUUCUGAGUUAAAAUUGAACAAUUUUGAUGAUUUCAACGGUGUUUUUCUCGAUUUUUUUGUGAGUUUUCCCUCUGAAUUCUCUAAAAAAAGGUCAUUUUUUUGUGUUGAAAAAUCUUGAAACGAUGAUUAUUUAUAGAGAUUUUUGUCACAAAGUUGCAUGAAUUGAAUUAUUUUUUUAGGGUUUUUUUAAGGGUUUAAAAAGAUGGAAAGGUUGACUUUUUAUAGUGGAAACUUGGUGAUUAUCGAUUUUUGGAGGUUUUUUUGAGGUCUUUUUAAGGUUUUUUCGUUCUUUUUUAAUUUUUCUUGCUCUUACAAGGAUUUUUUUCUUCCCAUAUUUUUUUUUGUGCUUUUUCAAGACUUUUUUUGCAAUUUUUAAGCCUUUUUUGCUCCUUUUCAAGUAUUUUUUACUCGUUUUAGGCUUUUUUCUUGCUCAUACUGGGACUUUUGCAAAUUUUUCAGGCAUUUUUUCAGGUUUUUAUGCUUUUUUAAUGCUCUUCAUAUGCUCUUUCCAUGCUCUUUUUAGAUUUUUUUCUGUCUUUUUAGAAAAAAAUUUCGGAUUUCUGCAAUUUUUUUCAAUGAUUCUAUAUAGAAUAUUCCUUGAAAAAAAUCGAAAAAAAGCUUUUUCUCCAUAAUAAUCAUCCUAAUUUUAGAACAAUGAACUCCGGGACGAUUGUAUCCAGGAAUUGUGGUCCUUGAAAAAAAUUCCUGCCACGGCGAAAAAGACGAAUCCCGGCAAAGGUCGGCUGCAGCCGCUUGGACUUCUUUGGGUCUCUUUUUCUCCUUGAAAAAAAGAAUAAAUAUUUUUUUUGUAGGAAAAAUAUGACCCAAAAGAUGUGAUGAACGUCGUCCAAGUGUCAUAUUUGCAGAUUGUUGAGGCGAUUUCGAAAAUGGAGACUUUGGAGAGAAAAGGUGGGAAGAAUGAGAUUACCGUUUCAAGGGCUUUAUUUGAAAAAAUAUGAAGCGCUCUGGUUUGAUAUACAGACAUUAACAAAAGCUCUAGUGGCCACUUAAGAGGCUCCUCAAGGACCACUUGGAGAGGGCACUAAAGUGGCCACUAAACUUAGGAACUAUAGGAAGAACCUCAGCAGUCAUGCUUGCAAAAGCGGCCCCUCUAGGGGACCAUGCUGGUGAGAAGAAAGACCUCUAGAGGGACCACUUGAGCUUUAGGAACCUAGCAGUCUGACCCUAAACCCCUAGAGGGACCACUUGAGCUUUAGGGGCUAAUAGAUCAGACCUCCUUAAUUUUACCCUUAUGUAUCCCACUUUUCGACCACUAUAGUAGUUGUUUUCCUCUCCAACCCCUAUAGGGACCACUCGGGAAUUCCUAAGAACCAUCUCAAGCCAUUUUUGUUCUUCUUAGUGGUCACUAUAGUGGUUCUAGCGGCCUAGUGGACUUCUAAAGUGGCCACUAAAUCUAGAUCACUCAAGUGGUCACCAAUUUAACUAUUAUAGGGACCACUUAAACCUCAAAACCCCUAAAGUGAUCUUUUUCCCAGAUUGUGAAUUUUUUUCUCGAUUUUUCAUUGAUUUUUUUUCGAAAUUGCACAUGAUCCUACUGUCGUGUUCAAAAAAAUUUUUAAUUUUUUUCUUUGAUUUUCCAAAUUUUAGUUAUCUUUCUCAUUCUCUGACGUCUAUUUUAAAUUUCCCGAUUUUUUUCGAAAAAUUUCUUCCCCGCAACGGUUAAAUAAGGAAUUUCAGAAUUUUUUUCGAAAAAUGAGUGUGUUUUUGGAAGACUUUGGAGCAUGUAAAAAAAGAGCGCUUCCUUUUCAAAUUUUACUGUUUCAGCGAAAUUUUAAACUCGAAAAAUUAUAAUUUCAUCUUGUUAGGCUGACAACUCUUAAAACAUUAUGAAAAGGUCGGAAAAAUGAGAAAAUCUGUCAUUUUUCUUUUUUUUGAAUUUCAAAUCUUGUAGGAUUUGCCAAUUUUCUCCAUUCCUGGUUGGCUAUCGAUAUUGAGGAGCUACCCCGGCCCAUUUAUACCGGAAAAAUGGGAAAAUCCACGAAUUUUCUACCGGUUUUCAGUAAAAUCGAUGCCUGGAGGGACACCUUGGCCAAGAAGUUUUCCGAGGUAGUUUUUGGGAUUUUUUAAAUUUUUGAAUAGCUUUUUCAAAAAUUUCUGUUCUAGUUCCAAAAAGUCUUAGUUCUCAUUAAAUUCUAUCUUGAAGAUAGUUUUUGUUAAAUUGUAUGUAGUUUGACCCCAGAAAAAAAAAAUGAAUUUUUUUGACAAUUUUUUUCACCUUUCUUUAUCUUUUUCUUGUACCGUCAAAAAAAGAAAUUUUCAUUCAAAAAAAUCGAUAAAUAUGUGAUAAAUAAGUUUACAGUUUCAGGAUUGAUAUUUAACAUUUUGUAAAAUUAUUCGAUCAAUUUUUAAUUUUUUAAUUUUUUCUAGUACUCUCAAAAAAACAAUUGAUCAAGGAUAUAGUCGAUUCACGGCUAGUUUGGCCUGUCUGCGCUCUCCACGAGCCAGGCAUUAUUUCUUUUCGUGUCAGGACCCGAUAUUUCGAUGGCUCAAUUCAGCCGUGAAUCAGCUAUAAAUAGGGUUACUGUUUCACAACUUCUAUUUAACAAAUUUUAAAGUUUCUGGUCAAUUUUUAUAAAUACAGCUAAAUUUUAUAGGAGCCGUGGUUCUGGAAGGCGACUUUGUCCUUGACCCCGCCCAUUUUUCAACUUUACGCUCCCAGCAAUCGAGCCGUUUCCAUGCUGAAACUUUUCAGGAAGCUGUUGAUUGAGGUGAAUUUUGAUAGUAAAGCGAAAAAAACGACGAAUAAAGCCUUUUCAGAAAGUUUUUUGAGGUAUUUUAAGUGUAUAUUUUUAAAAAUUGUAACCAAAUUCGUCUUAAAAAUGCGGAAGUAUUCCCUAAAGGGGCUUUUGUAGGGUACCCUCAAGGGCCCUCUUCAUCUUCCCCCUCAUAGGGACAUUAAAACUGGCAAAAGUGGCCACUUUAGGGGAGCAUUCUAGCAAUCCCUAUACGUCUUUUUAGCUUCCAAAUCUCAACAAAAAAAAAAUCAAAAAACCACUAUAGGGACCACUUAAGUUCUAAUGGCUCAGACCCUAAAACGCUAUAGGGAUCACCUGAAUUUCGGUCCCCUUUAGAGCACUUUUCUGAAUAUUUUAGGGUCUGUUUCCCUCCCUAAACCCUAUAGGAACCACUUUAGCGAUCCUUAGUUAGUGAAAUUUCAUUCUGACAGGUUUUUCAGAGUAAAAAUUCACACUAUUUCACUGUGAGACAUUCGAUUCUGUCACGUGUUCUCCUUGUAAAAACCAUUUUUCUCGAUGGGGCUCAAAAAUUACUGUGCAACGCGGUUGUGAUGCGUUUUGGCGCGAAUUUGAAAUUUUUUAAAAAUAAUCUUCUCUCAUUUAUUCUAAAAAUCUCAAAGGACCUUAUUUUGAAAUAUUUUGAUGUGUGUAGUCAACCUUCUUCAACAGGAAACCUGAAAAUGCUGAAUUUUUUUAAAUUUGCCAUCAGAAACGCAUCGUAAGCGAUAUCGCGAAUCUCUCGCGGCGUUAUCGCUAACUUUUUGCGCUGUAUCGUCUUUCAGAAAUUUUUUUUGGUUACUAAUUUAUUUCAUCAUAAUAGUCAAGUUUAAUGCGAUAAAAUGUGCAGAAAAUUUAAAAUUUAUGCGAUAUCGAAAGCGAUAUCGCAAAUCACUCGCAAACUUCUUGCGCUAUAUCGCCUUUCAAAAAAAAAUUUUCUUGUUUCGGAAUCAUUUCAUUCUAAUAGUAAAAUUAAGAGCAAAAUAAGUGUUUUAAUCUCAAAUUUGUGAAAAAGAGCGAUAUCGCAGCGAAACUUUAGCGAUGUCGCGGCGAAGGUCCGCUGCGAUGUAAUCCUUUAUUCUGAAUGGAGUCAUAUCUUUUUCCAGGUGCCACCAACCACAAAUGAGACUGAACGACGUGAAUUGUUCGCCAGCUGGAGACUGUGUCUGCGGGAAGGAUUCAACUGUCUGAUGGAGGCCCGGAGCAAUGACGUCAUCUGGACACGGGAUCAGCUCAGCGACGAAUGUCGGCGAGCCCUCCAGGAGUCCUCCACGUGUCUCGACAACGUCGUCGUCGUCUUGGCCCUUCUUGCUGAUCACAUCGCCGAGUUGGAGGGGAAGGUAGAGAUUGUCUCUGCGCCCUCUCAUCUUGGCGCGCUUUCUCACCGGCGAGGGAACAGAGAGACGCAGACACGCGAAAAAUCGCGGCGAAUGGACUAUAAAUACCUAAGAAGUUAAGGAAAUCAACUAGAAUCUUCUUGAGAAUUGUCUAAUUCUCUCCUUCUCGCGCGCUUUUGCGCUGUCUAAUUCUCUCUUUCUCACGCGCUCUCUCGCUGUUCUGAUCAUCUUGAGACCUGAAUUAUUAUUUUUCUUUCAUGUUGUACAAACUAUAAGGUGGCCUGUUAUACUAAAAGAAAAGUUCUAGUGGCCACUUAAGAAGCUCCUCGAGGACACUAAAGUGGCCACAAUAGUAGUUUUACUGACCCAGAGGGUGAAAAAAACCAUUUUUUUUUUCUCAAUUUUUCACCUUUUUUCUACAUUUUAACUCAUUUUUAAACUUCGGGGUUGCCCGAGGGCGAAUUUUAAAAUCAGGGGCCCGCCCCGGGUCGUCUUACUGGGCAACGUUUAACCCCCCCGGUUUAACUUUUGAUGAAACUUUGUUGGAGGGCGGGGUUUAAAAAGGCUCUCAAGUUAGGGCAAAACCAUCAUUGUGCUUCAGAAAUAGUAUUUUUUAACUGAAAAAAUGUCCUUUUUGGAUUUUUCAGUGUUUUUCGAAUAAGUCAUAGUUUACAUUGCUCUUCAUCUUUCAGAUGGAAGACCGAAAAUUAUCAAACCAACUGGCAAAAUGCCAAAAACCGUGGCUGAUCUCCGUCGCUGAGUAUAUCCUCCCCAUCGCUUUCGAUGACCACAAGCCGAAGAGCAAUCCGAUUUUUCAGAUUCUGGCGGUUCGUGGGAAUUUUAUAACGGAAGAUGGAUAAGAAAUUUUUGAACCAGAAAAAAAUUGAUAGAAAAUCAAGAAAGUACCUUUUUUCCUCCAAAAGUUCCCUAGAAAACUUGGUAAUUUUCAGAAUUUGAAAAAGUUUAUCUUUUUUGAAAAUAUUAUUUAUUUUUUCAUUGAAAUUUGAUUUUUUUUUUCGUGUUUCUAUGAGGAUGUCUUCAUUCAAAUUUUUGAUGGUUAUAUUUUUUUCGAAUCGAUUUUCAAAAAGUUUUAAAGGGCUUAUUUUUCUUAAAAUCGAAUUUUUUUAAACUUAUAGGGGGUUUUUUUUUUUCGAUGAAUCGAUUUUUUUUUUUUCGAAUCUUUAAGAAUAUUUUCUAAAAAUAUUUUUUUUCAAUUUUUUUUAAUGGGAUAUUUUCUUUUUUUCUAAUUUUUUUGAAGCUAUUUUUUUCUGGAGAAUUGAUCAUUUUAGACCCGUCAACCGUCUUCUGAAGCUGUUGCCCGGAAAGCUUUAAUUUUUUUGGCCAAAAUUCCAAGUGUCGUCGAGUUUUUUUGAGGCUGAGACGUUUGAAAAAGGUAUUUUUUUUCAAUUUUAAGUCGAAAAAUUUAAAGAAAGUUUAAAAAUUUCAGCUGGAAAAAGAGCCAUUUUUUUAUCAGAAAAAUCUGGAAAAAAAUCGAAUUUUCAAGGAGUUUCCAGGGGAGACUUGAACGUUUGGGCUGAAGCGGCAGGUUUUUUUGAUAAAAGAAAAAAAUAAAAAAAUAAUUUUCAUUUUAGGGGCCCAUCCAUUAACGGUUCUGGAGCUGGAAAAAAGCUUGGGAUUUGAAAAUUCGGAGGAAAAUCGGAUAAAUGAGCUUUUGGAACAAGCUUCUACUCCUGAUAAUGUUAAGGUAGUUGGCAAAAUUGAGGGGCUAAGGAAAACCAGAGUGGCCCCUUGAGGGGUCCUGAAAGAUUUCCCUACAGGGACCACUUUCCCUCCUUCUAUAGGGGGGUAAUGACGCUUACGAAAGUGGCUACUCUAGGGGAGUAUACUGGUGAGAAGAAAGACCCCUAGAGGGACCACUUGAGCUUUAGGGACCUAGCAGUCUGGCCCUAAACCCCUAGAGGGGCCACUUAAGCUAUAGGAACCUAGCAGUCGGACUCUAAACCCCUAGAGGGACCACUUAACUUUCACCCCUAUAGUGAGCACUUUUUGUCCCCCUAUGAAGGCUGUUUUUCCCCAACCCCUCCAGACCACUCCUGUUGAAAUUUCAGCUGGAAGUAGGAUCAUUUUCAGACUAGCAUGUCCCCUGGAGGGACCACUGAAUAAACUCCUUGAAUGGGUAAUUGUCAAGGUUUUGAGGCCCCUGAGGGGGAGCUUAAGUGGCCUCUAGAGGGAGCCUUCAAGAGCUUUUAAGGUUACCCCUAUAGGGACCAUUUCAGAGUUUCCAAGUUCUUUGAUUGGUCUAAAAAAUGAAAUUUUACAUUUUCCAGAAGCUUUUCGAAGCCCUGGCCAAUUCAAACAAGAAUUUCUUGACCGAUUUUGGAAAAAAGCUGAAAAAAUUCGAAAAAGUCUGGAAUUCGGCUGAAGAACCACCGAGAAGAGCGAUUUUUGAAGGUUUUUCCGAAAAAUUUGAAGAAAAAAAUGAUUUUUCCUUCAAGGAUUUUCACGGUUGGCUCUGACUUCCUGGCGAAGAUUGGAAGAGCCUCAAUAUUUGGCCGUCGAUGAGUUGCCGGAUUCAAGUCUCCUCAAAACUGUCCUUUUUUCGUGUUUCGUGAAGAAUCCAAUGCAUUCGGAAGCCGUCAAAGACUCGAUUCCCGCCUUUUUUGGCCAUAGAAGGAGUGAUGGAAGGUUGGUGGAGACUAUCCCGUGUUUUUAAAGCAAAAAUACCGUAUACCAAACUUCGCUUCGAGACCCUUUUUUUUGUUUUUUAGGUUUUACGGCAGCUUUUUUAUUUCCAUUUUGCACAAAACACACUAUAUAGCAUAUUCCGCGUCAACUUGUCAUAUUUCGGGCCAAGAUACCGUAAUUUUCCAAUUUUCAGGUCUCGAAGCGAAAAAAAAACUGUUCAUAAAUUUUUUUUUAUCGGGACAAGUUUGCGCAAAAAUCACUAUGAAAAUGUGUCCAUUCCGCGCCAGCUUGUCACCUUUUUUUAGACUAGAAUACCCUAUACCCUUAGAUUGAAGGUCUCGAAGCGAAAUGCGAAAAUGAGAUCAGUAUACUGUAGUUUUUUUUUUCGAAAAUUCCGCAAGUAAUUCACAUUUAAAAAAUGUUCUAGCCUAUUCCGUGAAAGCUCGUCACGUUUUUUUCACUCUCGUCAGAUUACCGUAUCCCAAAAUUGACCACGUUUCGCUGCGAGACCUUUUUGUAGGUUUGUGUAGAAAAAGCUUCUAAACAUUUUUUUUUUUUUGAAGAUUUUUCUUUUUGGAGAAGUUUACAAAUUUCUGCUUUAAUCAGUCUUUUUUUUUAAUUCAUACUUUUUUAUAAAUUUUUCUUAAGUCUUUGAUUAGACAAUUAUUUUUCAAACUUCAAUUAUUCUCAGAACACUCCCGCCCAUCAACUGGUCCAUCAUAACAAAAAAUCUCUCGGAUUGGCAAAACGACGAAAUUUCUCGAUUUUCCGUUUUGUCUUUGGCUUGUGAUCAACACGUUGCUCUUUCUGAGGCUAUAUUGAAAAAAAUUGUUGAUAAUUUAAUUUUUCAGAUCCUCCAAGAAGCGACUUCGGCCGAAAAAUUUGUCAAAAAAAUCGACGAGAAAUCUCUCGGAUUAUUGGCUGAAAAUUUGACAAAAAUUAUCGGGAUCCUGCCUUCUCAAAGAGUUUCCAGCCUUUUUGAAGUUAUAUAAUUGUAAAAAAGGAAAAAAAUAAAAGAUAAAAUUGAAGGAAAAUCGUGGAAAAAGCUCAAAACUCGGAGGAUUUGGCACGGAGAGAGUCUUUGUCGAAGGCUUUGGCGAAUUUGCAAAAUUAUCAGGUUCUUUUUUGAUUUUCUGACCUGUCUGCGCUCUCUUUUCUCUCGUCGAGGUUCAUGGAAAUAAUAUGGGAAUGUGAGAGAGCGCGGAGAAAUUAGAGAAUUUUUCAAUUUUUUCUUUUUAAAAAACGCGCUCCGGACGCUUCGCAGCAAUUCUAGGGAUCACUUAAGCGGUCUGACGCCGCUAAACUUAGGGAAUCCAAAGUGGUCCCUAUAGGGGCAACGUUAGGACCAUUUUACCAACCCCUAUAGGGCCCACUAAAGCUUACAAAAGCGGCCCUAAAGGGGUUUCAGUGAGCGGCCUCUAUAGGGGUCUAGCAAGUCGAUCUUUAUGUGAAGAAGAAUUUCCAUGCGAAAAACUAGACAUAUGAACUUUUUUGAAUAAACUUAAAUGACCCCUAUAAUGACCACUUAAGCUUUAGGAGCUAAGGGGUCAGGCCCUAAACCCCUAUAGGGACCACCUUAAUUUUACCUCUAUAAAGACCACUUUUCCGGACCCUAUAGGAGCUGUUUUUUCAUCUAAACCGUAGAUGGAUCACUCUGAAAUUCCCCUAGAAGUGCUCAGAAACGUCCCGGGCGCUUACCGAGCUUCGAAAUGUUGAAAAUCAAUAAAAUCAAUAAAAUGAAUUAAUUAUUCUAUUUUUGAGGUGGUGAGUGAUAUUUUACGCGAAUCCCUUCCGGCCCUAACUGAAGCUCGACAAACGACGAAUAUCCUCCUGAAGGCGAUCAUCGAACCGGCCGAGUUUCGAUAUCAGAUUUCUAGGUAAUAAGAAAUUUUUCAAGGGAUGCCAGAGUGGUCCCUGUAGGGGUUAGAAAAAAACAGCGGGCAAAAAAAAAUUUUAAGGCUGUUUUUUUCUCCAAGAGUCAUAACAAUAAACGACCAGGGGCAUGUUCUAAAACACGAGCGGUUGUGGGGCACGAGCGGCACGACCGUUACUAAAUCACAAGCGGUUUCAUUUUCGCUCCUUCGCGAACGCUUCUAAAUCACGAGCGUUUUUGGCUUAUCGUUCUGUUCGAGCGUUUCAUUUUAAUCAUUUUCUUUAUUACCAUCCAAGUGUGUUUUUUUUUUCAUAUUUCUACCUUCUUUUUUUCUCCUUGAAUACAAAUUUUUGACGAUCUUAUAUGCACAUUUUUUUCGCUCAAUUUGUUGAUUGAUUCACAUUUGAGGUUCAUAUAAUGAAUUUUUUUCUAAGUUUUUUUGCGGUCUCUAUAAUUUCACAGAUUCUGCGUAUGGCAAAUUUUUUUCUAAUAAUUUCAUCUGAUUUUUCAUAUUCAAUAUUUCACAGAUUUUGCGUAUGAUAAACUAAUAUUUCACAGACGUCUCGCAUGAAAGUCAAUAUUUCUCAAAUUUUGCGUAUAGCAAAUUUUUUCUAAUACUUUCUCUCAAAAAUUUUUUUUCUGGUAAUAGAAUCUCAUAUUCGAAUUGAUGCCAUUCAUAUUUUAUUCUCCUCUUACCCGCUAGAAUAGUUUUGGAGAUACUACCAAAAAAAUUUAUUCGUUUCCAAGCUUUGAAAAAUAUUUAUCAUGAAACGAGAAAAAAAAUACGAAAUUUACGAAGUAUCAAAAAUAAAUUAAUAACCGUAGCGAAUGAAUGAAAUAAAUGCCAUAAGCGUCUGGUGGUUCAUCGGUGAAUGACAGCCGUAUAACGAAACAGAUUGGAAAAAUGAAAAAUAUAGAAAAAAAGGAAAUCAAUGUAUAAAUCAGAGUUUAUAUGCAAUAACAGGGGGCUUCGUGUAAGCAGGUGAAAUUGAAAAAAAUAAUUCUCCUCACUGGAUCCCGCGCAGAACGUUCAGGGGAACUUUUCUAACAUCCGAAAAAAAUUCGCCCUCAACAUAUGGCUGAUCCGAAAAAGAAUUAAUCUCAUCGAGGUGAACACCGAUGAUGUUUUGGUUCUCUGAAAGAUAAUAAAAAAUAAAAAUCUGAGAAAUAUUGACUUUCAUGCGAGACGUCUGUGAAAUAUUAGUUUAUCAUACGCAAAAAUCUGUGAAAUAUUGAAUAUGAAAAAUCAGAUGAAAUUAUUAGAAAAAAAUUUGCCAUACGCAGAAUCUGUGAAAUUAUAGAGACCGCAAAAAAACUUAGAAAAAAUUCAUUAUAUUAACCUCAAAUGUGAAUCAAUCAACAAAUUGAGCGAAAAAAUGUGCAUAUAAGAUCGUCAAAAUUUGUAUUCAAGGAGAAAAAGAAGGUAGAAAUAUGAAAAAAAAAACACACUUGGAUGGUAAUAAAGAAAAUGAUUAAAAUGAAACGCUCGAACAGAACGAUAAGCCAAAAACGCUCGUGAUUUAGAAGCGUUCGCGAAGGAGCGAAAAUGAAACCGCUUGUGAUUUAGUAACGGUCGUGCCGCUCGUGCCCCACAACCGCUCGUGUUUUAGAACAUGCCACGACCAGGCUGUCCCCUAGAGAGGCCACUUUUGCAAGCUCCAGUAAGUCUUCUAGAGGUCUAGGUGGUCUUUGAUUCGGCUGGUUGGAACCUUAAGGGACCACUCUGGCAAUACCAGUAAAGUUAAAAAGCUCAACACAUAUCGGUUGCUAUAAGACUGCGCCCGACCUGGGACGGUUAUCGCCUCUUGGGAACUUGAAGUUUUGUUAGUCAAAUGCAAUCCGCAACGCGUCCUAAUCAUGUUAUUUUCACAAGAAAGUCAUUCCAAUCACAAAAUUUUUCGCGAAAUCACGAAAAAACGGUCAUUUUUUUAUUUUCUAUUUUAAAAAUAGGAAAUGGAUGAUUUUCAAGCUUCAGACAGUUCGAUUUUUGGCUGGAAUGCCGGGAUCUCGUCACUAUGAACGUACGACAACUGUGUGAUUUGUAUUCGGAUGAAGAAAGUAAACUUGGAAGGUUCUUUCACACCAAAAAGUGAUGGAAAUCCGAUUUUACCCAUUUAGGAACGUCCUUUUGUGCAUUUUCGGGUCGAUCUGCAUCAAAUUAUCGGAUAAAAAUCGAAUGGACAAGGUUUUGGACGUUAUUACGAGUAGUCGAAUUGCGAAGAGUACGAAUUCUGAUCAGGUGAGAAAAAGACGUUUCCAGAGGGGUCCCUAUAGGGACCUUUGAAGUUUCUACUUUAGAAGCCGCUAAGGCUUGCAAAAGGGGCUAUUCUGGAGGUUUAGUUAGUGGCCUUGUGUCUUUAGUUUUUGAAUCUGAACGAAAAGUUGGAAAAACCCUAUAGGGGCCACUCAAGCUUCAGAAGCUUAAAAGUCAUACCCUGAACCCUUAUAUGGAACACUUGAGCUUUAAGAGCUAAAGGUUAGACCCUGGCCCCUUUAGGGACCCCUUGAGCUUCAGGAGUUUAGAGGUUGAACCCUGAACCCCUAUAGCGACCACUUAGGCUUUUGGAGCUAAAGGUUGAACCCUGGGCCACUUUAGGGACAACUUAAGCUUAAAGAGCUAAAGGUUCGAUCCUGAGCCCCUAUAGGUUCCAAGUCGGUCUACGUUACAAUGAAACCUUGUAAGUUUCACGAAAACGUUUGAAUACAAUAGAAGGAAUUUGUAGUCUUGAAACAAUUUUAUAACAAUAUAGUCCAUCCACCGCGACUUUUCGAGUGUCUGCGUCUCUCUGUUCCCUCACCGGCGAGGUUAGAUACACGCGAAAAUAGUGCGUCGACUUGAGAGGGUCGCCGAGAGACGAGGAGAGCGCAGAAAAGUUCGAGUGGCGAAAAAUGGACUAUAGAAACUUCUUGGAUGAUUUUUGAAGUUCUAUGAGAAUUAUUUCUGAUUUUCAAAUCUAUGGUCGCAUUUGGAAUGGCUCGAUGCGUUUUAAUGUCCCCGACCUAAAACGACUUGCGCUUUUGUGCUUCUUAAAGCAAUAGAGCUGUGAAAAACGUCUCUAAAUUCUUAGUUUCAUUCUCCACUUGGAAGCCUAGGGUCGCAUUUGGAAUGGCUCGAUGCUUGACAGUGCGCCCGACCAAAAACGGUUUGCGCCUUUCGCGUUAAAAAAUCAUUAGAGUGAGCUCUGAAAAACCCUGAAAUUUUUAUGUUUUUAUUAGCCUUAACACUCUGACGAUCCUAAAAACCGACUAUGAUUGUAUAAAAACCAUUGAUUCCACAAUUUCAGUCCCCAUUCUUGGCCUUUUUCUUGACCUUGGUGACGUCACAACCUGAAGCUGAAAUCCCCAUACCUUGGUUCGGCAAUGAAAAGGUACAUUUUCAACCAGAAAAAGUUGAAUUUUUACGCUUUUCAGUCAAUCCUCCGUUUGAUGUGCGCCUUGAGAUCGUCAUUUUGGGAUCGUUUCGUGAAUUUGCCGUCGAUGGAGGAAAAUUGUGAGAUUGUGAGUUUGGGAAAAGGAUUUUUGUAAGGAAAAUUGCGUGAACUUUUUGAAUUCGGUGUCUUUUAUAGGGUCAGGUUCAUACAAAUCCAAAAAACCACCCAAAAUCGGCUAAAAAAUCAAAUAUUCAGAACAUUUUUGAAACGAAAAUUUUGUGAUGAGUUUGUAAUAAAUAAACUUUGUAAGAAAAAAUCUUCAAAAAAAAUAAAUGAAUAGCAAGAAAAGUUCGAAUUUUUCACAUUUCGAGGUCUCGAAGCGAAAAGAGUUUUGUAGUUGUGGGCGUGGCUUAUGAUUUAUUUUGAUUCCCUUUGAAAGCCCAAUGAGGCUGGUCAGUGAAAAAAAUGUAUAAGUUUUGUUCCUUAAAAAUAUGAAGGACAAUGGUCGCGCUUGGAAUGGCUCAAGAAGUUAAGGUCAUUUGAACAAAAAGCAACCGAUCCAAAACGACUUCCGCGUGAUGGCAUCAAAAACUGUUUAACCAAGCUUCUGGAUAUCAAAAAAACUAUAACUGGAGGGGGCAGGCUCAAGCUAUCGAAAAAUGGGUCUUGAAACGAGUAAAAAAGAGAUAGUACCUGGUUUUUAGAGAGCCCAGACAGGCCACGCCCCUUUGAAAGGGUCUUGACACGAUAAAAAAAAAAGAGAGUAAGUGCAUCAUUGGAGGAGAGCACCGACGGGCCACGCCCCUUUUAAAGGGUCCUGACAAGAUAAAAAAAGAGAUAGUGUCUGGUUGGAAGAGAGCCCAGACAGGCCACGCCCUUUAGCGUCUUUGUAUCGGCUAUAAAAGAAAGUUUCUUUUCAUUCACAUCCGAUUGAACUGGACGCGCCCUUUUUGAGCAUUUCGAGUGGCCACUUUAGUGUUUUGAGCCCUCUUAAGUGGUCCCUAGGGUAGCUAAACAGCACUCUUAAGCGGCUAUAGAGCCAGUUCUGACCGCGACGCCUUGAGCCAUUCGCAAUGCGACCAGGCCUUUUUCCUCGUAAGGUAGAACCGGAAACGGAAAUGUUGAUGAUUUCACAGAAAAAAAAACAUUUUUCAAAAAAGAUUUUUCCAGAUCUCUACAUUCCUUUGCCCCUACGUCCGAGACGACGGCUUCGCCUUGGGUUGGGAGAAAAUCGUGGCCCGAGAUUUUUUCAAAUCCCUUCUCCGGAAGUUCCCCUCCCGGGUCAUGCCCCUCGUUGAAAAUGCCGAUGAUCACUUUUGGGAUUGUCUUUUUUUUUGAUUUUUGUUUUUUCUGGAUUUUUAAACGGGUAGUAUCCAAUUCCGUGUGACUUUUUGAGAUUAUUCUUGUUUUUUUAAAUAAAAAUUUUAUUUUUUAAUCGUUUUUGAAUGAUUCGUUUCAAUGGUAUUUCUUGCCAUUUUGAUUACUUUUUUUGUGAUUUUUUUCGUGUUUUUUUGUCGAAAUGGCUUUUUUUGGUUGAAUUUUUUUCAUAGUUUCUCUGAAAAAAACGACCAAAAAAAGGGUUAAUAGUUAUUUUUUUUGAACCUCAAUUUUUUUCAAAAAUAUGAAAAAAAUUAAUCAUAGCUCUCCACAAUUACCCAAUUUUCAUUUCAAAAACGUUCGGAUUUGCGUUUUUUUUUGUGACUCAGAACACUAAAGUGGUCCCUGGAAGGUUCCCCUUAAGUGAAUACUUAACCCCGCUUCCCUAUAUCACUUAAAUAAUACCCUUGAAAAGAGCUCUUCUUAGUCACCUAUAGGGGCUGUUUUUUUUUUCUUAGCCCCUCUAGGGACCACUUGAGCUUUAUGGGGCUUAAGAGGUCAACCCUAAACCCUUUAGGGGCCACUUGGACUCAAACCCUCUGAGGGAGUUUCAAAAGUGAGUGCUAAAGCCCCAUAGGGUCCUGGAAAGCUCCCCCUUUAGGGGCCACUUGGGCCUCGGGAGGCGAACUCUAAACCCUCUAGGGGCCACUCAAGCUUCAACACUAAAGGAGUAUUUGUUCGUCGCCUGUAAGAGCUGUUCUUCUUCUUAACCCCUAUAGGGACCACUCUGGCGUCUCUUAAGUGAGUUAAACUGCAAAAACUUCUGAAUUUCCAGAUGACGUUGCUGACGAACGAGGAAUUCCUGUCGCGUCUGGCGGGAUUCUACAUGGAUUCCAGAAUCAAGGGUUCCAAGUCGGUCUACGUUACAAUGAAACCUUGUAAGUUUCACGAAAACGUUUGAAUACAAUAGAAGGAAUUUGUAGUCUUGAAACAAUUUUAUAACAAUAUAGUCCAUCCACCGCGACUUUUCGAGUGUCUGCGUCUCUCUGUUCCCUCACCGGCGAGGUUAGAUACACGCGAAAAUAGUGCGUCGACUUGAGAGGGUCGCCGAGAGACGAGGAGGGCGCAGAGAAGCUCGAGUGGCGAAAAACGGACUAUAGAAACUUAUUGGAUGAUUUUUAAAGUUUUAUGAGGAUUAUUCAACCUUUGCGGAUCUGAUUUUCAAAGGUCGCAUUUGGAAUGGCUCGAUGCUUGACAAUGCGGCCGACCCAAAACGACUUGCGCUUUUUGGCGACAAAAAUCAUUAGAGAGUUCUAUGAAAAACGCUAAAAUCUUUCGGGUUAUGAUCCGCCUCAACUUGAAAGCCUGGGGCCGCAUUUGGAAUGACUCGAUAAAAAAAUUUUGCGCCCGACCUAAAACGACUUGCGCUUUUUGCGUCAAAAAUUAUUGAGCUGAGGCAAAAGUUCAAUUUUUUACGGCUCCAUUUUCCCUAACGCUGACGCCUAAGGUCGCAUUUGGAAUGGUUCGAUAAAAAAUUUUGCAACCGACCAAAAACGACUUGCGCUUUUUACGUCUAAAGGGAUUAAUGUUGGCUAUGAAAAAAAGGCUUUUUUCCGGUUUUAAAUACAUUAACUGGAUAGCCGAGGGUCGCAUUUGGAAUGGCUCGAUUUUCCCGACUCAAGACGGCUUACGCUUCUUUUCAUCAAAGAUAAUUAACUAAAGCUUUUAAAAUUAAAGCCGCGGCGCUUUGAGCCAUUCUACGUGCGACCAAAAAUUUCAAGUACCAAAAAUUGGAGUGAAUUGCUUUAUCUUAAAUUUCAAUAUUUUUCUUCUUUUUCAUUUUGUUUUUUUGGAAUGUUAUAAUUUUUCUUUCCAAGACGAUGGGCGGACGAAAGCCGUUGCGGCGGGGACGGAAUUCGGCGACGAUGCCGAUAUUUCGUGUCUCUGUCGGGCCAAGUGGGGAAAUCACAGGAUCAGCACCGCGGUUUGUUAAAAUCUUCUCUUUAAAAAAAAACCUCAUUUCUGAAGAAUUCCAUCAACUUGCUGUUUCUUGAGUGUUUCUUAACCGAUUUCUCCAGUUCAGGAUAAUGCGAUCUUAACUAGCCCGGAAAGUUAAUUUUUCUCCUUUAUUUUUCAAAGUAUCGAUUUUUAGCCUUUUAGGCCCUUUUCCUUAUUUUUUUUUCAACUUAAAAAGAUCAAUAAAAAAAUAAUAAUUUUGUGAUUUCAGACAACUAAAUUUUAGCCCCUUUAGUGGCCACUGAAUCAAUUGCUCUAGUGACAACUAAAACGUUAAAACCAAGAAAUUUCCCAGAUUGAAGCUUUUUUACAAAUUUUUAUUCGUUAUUUUCAACUGCAUAAGAUCGUAACACCUUGUUUAAAAAUUUCGAAUUUAUCUCUGAAUCUCCAAAUUUUCGUUAUCUUUUUCCACUCUCUGACGACUACUAAAUAAAUCAAAAAAAUAAAGCAUUCUGGAAAAAGUUCGGAAAAAGUCGGUUUUGGAAAAACUAGGCCACGCCGCAAUUUCGCUCCAUGGAAUACUUUGAAUAUGAAUUUUUUCUUUUCUGAAUUUUUUUCUUCCUUUUUUUGAUUUAAUUAAGGUUUUUGCCUUUUUUUGCAUAGAUCCCAUAGAAAAAAACGAAGGAAAACCCAGAAAUGAUUAAAAAGGUUGAAGUCGAAAUGUUCCAUGGAGCAAAAUUGCGGCGUGGCCUAGUUUUCCAAACUGACGGACUUUUCCAGAAUGCCAUGUUUAAAAAACUCAAAUUUUUCUCUGACCCUCCAAAAUUCAGUUAUCUUUUCCAUUUUCUGACGACUAUUUGAAAAAACCAAUAAAAAAUAAAAUUAUAGAAAUCUCAGAAUAAAAUUAAUAAUUUUUUGUGGAAACGGGAAACUUGUUUUGAAGAUAACCGCGAAGGAAGUCAACAAAUUCCACACGGCCUACGCGACGCUCCUCCGGACCAACAUGGACGCCUUGGAGAAGAAGAAAAAGACCGAGGAGGAAAAGAAAAAAACUGUCUCCAAGGCCUAA
Messenger RNA from Caenorhabditis auriculariae, 21058 nucleotides. Lineage: Eukaryota; Metazoa; Nematoda; Chromadorea; Rhabditida; Rhabditidae. The record is from the annotation of a GenBank genome assembly.